CACCACGCAGCCACGUCACGCAAACCCCUUGCAAUCGGUCCAUGCGAGAACAAAACCUGCUUCUUCCUCUUCCCCCCAUUCCGCUCCUUCUCCACCCGAUUGUCCUUUCCGUCUCCUUCACCGUCACCGGCCGCCGCCGAGAUGUCGAGGAUGACGAGGCAACACGCCAGUCGCGGAAUUCUCCCUCCUCCACAGGAGAUCAUGCAGAAGCUAGAGAAGAGCGUGAAUGAUGGAAAUGCGUACGGGGCCUUGCAGUUGUACAAGACGUACAGCGCAAGGUAUGCAGCAGCUGAAAAAUACAAUGAUGCCUUGGAUUUACUUGAGGCUGGUGCUAUUCUCCAACUCAAUCAUUCUGAGGUUACUUCUGGAGCUGAACUAGCCACUUUGUUUGUAGAGAUUCUUGUCAAAGGAAAGUAUCCUUUUAGUGAAGAAACGCUUGAUCGUAUCAGGAAGAUCUAUCAGGCCUUCCCAAAGUUACCAAUGCCACAACACCUAAUAGAUCAUGAUGAUGAUGACAUGGAAAAACUAUCUGAAGCCUUGGUUGCAGCAAAAACUCGUGUUGAAGUUUGUUCUUCAUUCUUGAAAUCUGCAAUCAGGUGGUCAGCUGAGUACGGGGCUUCAAAAAGUGGCUGUCCUGAACUGCACUAUAUGUUGGCGGAAUACAUAUAUUCAGAAUCACCUGAGCUGGAUAUGGCUAAAGUUACAGUUCACUUUGUUCGAGGGAAUAACCCAGAGAAGUUUGCUUCCACGCUAACCAACUUUAUGGGCAAGUGCUAUCCUGGGGAAGAUGAUUUGGCAAUUGCACGUGCAGUCCUGAUGUACUUGUCACAAGGGAACCUCAGAGAUGCAAAUAAACUCAUGGGUGAGUUGAGGAAGCAGUUGAAAGCGAAGCAGCAAACCCUUCCUAAUUCAGACCUGAUCCAAUUUGUCGUAUAUCUUUUGGAAACGCUGGAAAGAGAUGCUUUGCCACUUUUCAGAAUGUUAAGGCAGAAGUACAAGUCAAGCAUAGACCGUGAACGCUUGUUUGAUGAGCUACUAGAUGAUAUUGCUGAGAAGUUUUACGGUGUACGACGACAAGCUGCUUUUCCCGGCAUGUUCGGUGAUAUAUUCAAGAUGAUGGAUAUGCAAUUGUGAGGACAGGUUGCAUGGCUUUGCAUUCGAAUAUUAUUAUCAUGACCAUUUUUACAAAGAGCGUUAUUGGGAAUUCAAAAGUGGCAUUUAUACAAACAUAAUUUCAGUUUUUUAUUAUGUUUUUUUUUUUUGGUAAUGUGCAGUACAUUCCCCUUCUUAAUAAAUGACUAACGUAAUUGUACGAUUCCUUCACAUUUUCUCUAGUUGAUGGAAGCAAAUUUUAUUUCUAUUGUGGAA
This is a messenger RNA of Dendrobium catenatum, 1368 nucleotides long. RefSeq names its product Golgi to ER traffic protein 4 homolog. Gene Ontology annotation, biological process: protein insertion into ER membrane. Gene Ontology annotation, cellular component: cytosol. NCBI's taxonomy places the organism in Eukaryota, Viridiplantae, Streptophyta, Magnoliopsida, Asparagales, Orchidaceae. The coding region runs from base 142 to 1134 and encodes 330 amino acids. The record is from RefSeq and is a predicted model, not a curated record. Gene Ontology annotation, molecular function: protein binding. The transcript is spliced from 12 exons.